Messenger RNA from Gastrolobium bilobum, 589 nucleotides. Its product is annotated as histone H4. Gene Ontology annotation, cellular component: nucleosome. The transcript has a single exon. The record is from RefSeq and is a predicted model, not a curated record. NCBI's taxonomy places the organism in Eukaryota, Viridiplantae, Streptophyta, Magnoliopsida, Fabales, Fabaceae. The coding region runs from base 38 to 349 and encodes 103 amino acids. Gene Ontology annotation, molecular function: structural constituent of chromatin; DNA binding; protein heterodimerization activity. Gene Ontology annotation, biological process: nucleosome assembly.
GUUGUGUUUGGCUUUAACGUCUUAAUCAACAACAAUCAUGUCUGGGCGUGGAAAGGGAGGGAAGGGAUUGGGAAAAGGAGGAGCAAAACGUCACCGUAAGGUGUUGCGCGAUAACAUUCAGGGAAUUACAAAGCCAGCGAUUCGGCGUUUGGCUCGUAGGGGUGGCGUGAAGCGUAUCAGCGGUCUCAUCUACGAGGAGACUCGCGGUGUUCUUAAGAUCUUUUUGGAGAACGUGAUUCGCGAUGCUGUUACCUACACUGAGCACGCCAGAAGAAAGACCGUUACUGCUAUGGAUGUUGUUUAUGCACUCAAGAGGCAGGGAAGGACCCUCUACGGAUUUGGGGGUUAGGGUUUCCCUUUUAUUUGCUUUGUUGAUUUUCAUGGGUUUUCUGGGUGAGGAAAAGUCUUGCUGUCAAGAAAACAAAGGCAAGGAUUGGAUGAGAUUGGAUUGUUGGUGGUGUUUUUGAAAAAAAUUAAAAAACGAAAAAUAGUAGCAAUUAUAUGUAUUUGUGUAAUAGGUAGUUUGCUUUUUCCUUGCUAUUCUUGUUAUGUAAUGUAACUACUGUGUUGCAAUGUAGAACCGUUUCAA